Sorex fumeus (smoky shrew) is the source of this 939-nucleotide messenger RNA. RefSeq names its product integrin binding sialoprotein (gene IBSP). The transcript has 6 exons. Gene Ontology annotation, biological process: extracellular matrix organization; ossification; bone mineralization. The coding region runs from base 1 to 939 and encodes 312 amino acids. Gene Ontology annotation, cellular component: extracellular region. The record is from RefSeq and is a predicted model, not a curated record. Lineage: Eukaryota; Metazoa; Chordata; Mammalia; Eulipotyphla; Soricidae.
AUGAAGACUGCCUUAAUUUUGCUCAGCAUUUUGGGAAUGGCCUGUGCUUUCUCAAUGAAAAAUUUUUAUCGACGAGCCAAAUCAGAGGAUUCUGAAGAAAAUGCGGUCUUUAAGUACCGACCACGAUAUUCUCUUUAUAAGUAUGCUUACUUUUAUCCUCCUCUAAAACGAUUUCCAGUUCAGAGCAAUAGUGAUUCAUCUGAAGAAAAUGGAGAUGGUGAUAGCUCAGAAGAGGAGGAGGAAGGAGAGACUUCAAAUGAAGAAGAAAACAAUGAAGAGAAUGAAGACUCUAAUGGCAAUGAAGAGGAAGAGUCUGAGGCUGAAAACACAACCCUCUGGACGGCGACACCAGGCUACGGAGAGAUGACACCAGGGACAGGAACAAUAGGCCUGGCUGGAAUCCAGCUUCCCAAGAAGGUACUACUUGCUGGGGGCCACCCUCCAAAAGAAGAGGAGAGUGAUGAGGAAGAGGAGGAAGAGGAAGAAAAUGAAAACGAGGAAAACGAAGCAGAAGUCGAUGCCAACGAGCAAGGCAUCAACGGCACCAGCACCAACAGUACCGAGGUCCCCAGCCACGGCAGCAACGACGCAGAUAACGGAGAUGAGGAAGGUGAGGAUGCCACGGAAGGCGCUGUCCACUCAACGACGGUGGCUGCAGAGCAGACCCCCACCUCUGCUGCCCCCCACGGGGGCUUCGAGCCAACCACCCCGGCCCAGGACGUCCAGGGGACCCCCACCACCUCUUUGGGGGAGACCACCACCACUGCUUAUGAGGACGAAUAUGAGCACAUAGGCACGAGUGAGUAUGACAACGGGUACGAGAUCUAUGAAAACGAGAACGCAGAGCCCCGUGGGGACAACUACCGAGCCUACGAGGACGAGUACAGCUACUAUAAGGGGCGCAGCUAUGACGGGUACGACGGCCAGAAUUAUUACUGA